GUCGCUGCCUGCCAUGACUACAACGCCGCAUGCCCGCCUGCCGCUCCGCGCAUUGACAAGAUGCGGCUGUGCUUGGUGAGCGGCGGGAAGUUUGCAGAGCGUGUGCCAAAGGAGCACGUGGCACGACAGCUCAUACUGGGGGUGCUGGACACGCAGCUGGAAGAGUCGCGAUCUGCGGAUGCGCUGCCCGAGGUUCAGUUUGCCUACGAUGGCGAUGUCUUUCGACAAGCGUGGGAUGCAUUUGUCGGAAGCCAGACUUGACGUGAAAGAAACAGCGCAGC
Effrenium voratum is the source of this 281-nucleotide messenger RNA. Lineage: Eukaryota; Dinophyceae; Suessiales; Symbiodiniaceae. The record is from the annotation of a GenBank genome assembly.